CUUCCGAUACGAUCAAUCUCCGACACCGACCUUCGGACCUUCUGUGAGCCCUAGAAUACCAGUCAAGAGAUCUGCCCCCACCCCUUUCGGUGGCAUGAAAUGGCAAAUGUAGCUUUAUCACUUACUUUGAUAACACGUACAACAACACGCACGCACGCACUUGGGGACAACACAUCAGAUUACUGUUUGCAGUAGAUGCAGGUCAUUGUGCGGCCAUCAUCGUUUGGUAUAGAGAUGAGAAACGUCGAUCGCGUCAAUGUGAAGGUACAGCAGGGUACGGUUAGUGGGGUGAAGGAGGAGCUUCCGGACGGUGGCGUGUUUCAUGCGUUCCGUGGCAUCCCGUACGCCAAACCGCCCAUCGGAGAGCUACGCUUUCGAGCACCGCAACCGUUGGAACGAUUCCCGUACCCGGUGUUGGACUGUAGUGUCGAGCGUGAUGUGUGCUUUAGCCGGAACAUGUUCACGCAGGAACUGGAAGGUUCCGAGGAUUGUCUGCAUCUGAACGUGUACACACCGGCUCCGGAGGCCACCCAGCAGAGUCCCGGGCCGCUUCCGGUCUUAGUGUUCAUUCAUGGUGGGGCGUUUCUUUUUGGUAGCGGUAAUUCCGACUGCUACUCACCGGAGUAUCUUCUGCAGGAAGGUGUGAUAGUAGUCACUUUGAAUUAUCGCCUUGGCGCGCUGGGCUUUUUGCAUCUACCGACCCAAGGAAUUGAGGGAAACGCAGGCCUCAAAGAUCAGUUAUUGGCACUACGCUGGGUAUCGGAAAACAUUGGCCGCUUCAAUGGUGACGCAAACAAUAUAACGUUGUUUGGUGAAAGCGCCGGUGGCGCCUCAGUUCAUCUGCAUCUCCUCUCUUCCGCGUCACAACCGUACUUCCAUAAAGCGAUCUGCCAGAGUGGUGUCUCCGUGAUGGAGUGGGUAAUGCAGCGUGAUUCCGUGGAACGAACACGCACCCUAGCGCGGCUGAUCGAUCCUGAGGCGAAAACGGAUGAACAGGUGUACCGCACCUUGAUGGCGGCCAGUCACGUUGAGCUGAUGGGUUUGAUGGUAAGUACAUUGUCGGCUGAUGAGAAGCGUCGCGGACUACCGAUGCCCUUCAAACCAGUGGUAGAGGAAACCGUCGGUCCGGAUACGAUCGUAGCGGUCCAUCCAAUCGUUGCCAUGCAGCAACCGAACCGAUUACCGGAAAUUCCAAUAAUAAUCGGAAAUAAUAAUGGCGAAGGCAUCAUAAUGAUGCUAGAUGCAUCGAAAAAGUUGGACCUUUACGAUAACGAUAUGGCUCGGAUGGUACCACGGUCGGUGAAUGUGGCACCGGAGAGUGCCGCCUGCGAGCAGCUGGGCAACGAAAUCAAACAGUUUUACUUCGGUACGAAAGGUGUGUGUGAGGCAACGGUCAAUCAGCUGGCGGACUUGAUGACGGAUUAUCAUUUCGGAAUACUGGCCAAUACGUGCGCGGAGCUGCACGCCCGCUAUCAGCACCGUUCCCCGAUGUAUUUUUACGACUUUUCAUAUGAUAAUGAAUUAAAUAUGUAUAAAAGGCUCUUGCAGCUAAAGAUUCCGGGUGCGUGUCACGCGGAUGAGCUUUCGUAUUUGUUUAAAAUGCGAUUAGCGAACUAUGAUGUUGGGCAAGACACCCCUGCUGGUCGUGUGCGUCGUACGAUGUGCCGACUGUGGACAAACUUUGCCAAAUAUGGCAAUCCAACGCCAGCCAACGAUGGCAAUCUGUCGUGCCGCUGGGAACCGGUAGAUAAAAUAGAUCCCCGCGCUCCGGCCGAUGCGUUCCAGCUCAAGUAUUUAGACAUUGGGGCAGAGUUGAAGAUGGCUGUUAAUCCGGCCAAAGAUCGGAUCGAUUUUUGGCGAAGUGUUUAUCGAAAAUGGAACGAAACUUUCCUUAAAGUGAAACUAUGAGGACUGCACGGGAUUGUUAAAGGUAUUUGGGUAUUUUGUAUUUUUAAUAAAGACAAUUCAAUGACGAUUA
Anopheles darlingi is the source of this 1978-nucleotide messenger RNA. RefSeq names its product juvenile hormone esterase-like. NCBI's taxonomy places the organism in Eukaryota, Metazoa, Arthropoda, Insecta, Diptera, Culicidae. The record is from RefSeq and is a predicted model, not a curated record. The transcript has 4 exons. Bases 196 to 1908 code for a protein of 570 amino acids.